AAGAAACUAAUCUCAUCUCCGUCUCAUUGUCUUCUCUAUCUAAAUUGUCUGCAAAAUUCAACAUGCCAACGCCACUUCCUUUCUCUUCUUUUCUCAUAUUUUUCUUGGGAGCCUCCCUCAUUUUCACACCUCCAUCAUCUUCUUCUUCCUUCGACACCUUCCUCUUCGCCGGCUGCACCCUUCAAAAAUACACUCCCAAUUCCCCUUACCCUUCCAAUCUCAACCUUCUCCUCUCCCGCCUCGUCACCACCUCCGCUACCAUCCCUUACAACAACGUCACCGUCCUCGGCUCCUCCCCACAGGACACCAUCUACGGCCUCUACCAAUGUCGUGCCGACCUCGCCCCCAACGACUGCUACCAGUGCGUCACUCGAGCUGUCACACGCCUCGGGACCAUGUGCACCGACGCAUACGGCGCUGCGCUGCAGUUGGACGGCUGUCUCGUCAAGUACGACAACAAACGCUUCUUUGGAGUGGAGGACAAGACGGUUGUGGUGAAGAAAUGUGGGCCGUCGAUUGGGUCUGACUUGGACGCGUUGACUGGCCUUGAUCCUGCUCUCGCGCAGUUGGUUACCGGUGGUGGGACCUACAGAACUGGUGGGGCCGGCGAUGUACGGAGUGUGGCGCAAUGCGUUGGUGAUUUGAGCGUGGGAGGGUGUCAGGAUUGUAUAUCUGAAGCCAUCCGACGGCUUAAAUCAGCUUGUGGACCUUCCGCUUGGGGAGAUUUAUUUUUGGGCAAAUGCUACGCGCGGUUUACUAGAGGUGCAACUCACGCGGACGGAAAUGAAGAUGGAUAUGGAUAUGAUGCAAAUGGAAAUGAUGAUUCAAAGGAUAAUAACAAUAAGACCAACAAGACAAUAGCGAUCAUUGUUGGACUCAUUGCCGGUAUUGCCUUGCUCAUCCUAUUUAUCACUUGGCUCAACAAAAGAUAUGAAAAAGGCCAUGGUUGUAGAUAAGUUGUGGUUGUCUGGUCAAUUCUGUAAUUUCACACCGACCCACUUCCAUUUGGGAAUGCCCUCUCUCUCUCUUUGCGCUGAGGAAGCAAAC
This is a messenger RNA of Cucurbita maxima (winter squash), 1047 nucleotides long. RefSeq names its product cysteine-rich repeat secretory protein 12-like. Gene Ontology annotation, cellular component: plasmodesma. Lineage: Eukaryota; Viridiplantae; Streptophyta; Magnoliopsida; Cucurbitales; Cucurbitaceae. The transcript is spliced from 3 exons. The coding region runs from base 63 to 956 and encodes 297 amino acids. The record is from RefSeq and is a predicted model, not a curated record.